GAACUGCUCAGUGACAUCCUGUUCACGUGUGCUUACUUAAAGAAAUAUCGUUCUACACUGCCUGCCACCAGCCUGGUGAUGCCAAAUAUCAUUAAAGUAACUAUCCAACUGACAACACAAGGAAGGGUGCGGCUUUGUAGACCGGCUAUAGCAUACUGUAGUACUGAGCAGAACUGCUAAUGCGUGUUUAGCCAAUCCUGGGCAGAAACUUUAACACCACUUGUGGCUUCCUUAACUUGCAACGAAAGUGUAUUGGUUUGGCCGUGCCACGUAUUAAUAGUUUUCUAAAAGUCAAACCUGCCCACAGCAUGAAACUGCUGGUAUCCCCGACCAGAGUACACAGCACUACUACAAGUUGUGUUAGCGAGUACUUUCAUUCCUUAUACAAACAGAAACAGAUCAUGCAGGGGCUGCUGUGGUAUUUAUAUUCUGAGCUUCUGUGACGUAAAGGUAGCUCGUAAUGGUAUAUUUCGUGAUCCAGAAGGGCGUGUAUCUGUACAGCUCUUGUUGCCCUUCUAGGUUUAAUGCAAAGAAGUUCCUCAUAACAAGUCCUAGCCCGGUCUGUAUAACAUUGCGUUGCAUUCUUUCCUUUAAAACUAAGUUUAAUGAAAGUAGUUGUUAAUCAAAGGCAGCGCUUUAUUUUGUAGCUGACAUACAAGCGCGCAGUGGGAAAAGGUGACACUUUUUGGGGAACCCCAGUCUUUUUUAUUCAAUUUAGCGUAAAUCAGUGGUGCGUGUUCCUUAACUGGCAGUGUCAAGCUAUACGUUUUCUGUAAAAAGAAACAAAAAAAAACUACUUUAAAACUCAAGUGUUAAGUUUUUUUUUUUUUUUUUUUUUCACACGCUUCAAAGAGAGUAAAGGAUUUAAUUUACAAUAAAAAUAACCAACUGGGAAAAGGUUACAAAUACACAAAGAAUCAAGGUAAAAAUAACUCUGUGUUUGCUGCAGUGAACAUUGAAAAGAUCACAAAGUGUCUGCAACAUGGAUUCCAUUACAGUGCUGCUGCUGUUGCAGCUUGCAUACGCAACUGAUAAGGCUUAUGCAGGCAUAGAACUGCAACCCCAAAGCCUGCAGUGCACCAAUGACUAUUUAAGAGAAAUGGUCUGCACCUGGGAUGCGGGGGUGAAAGUGAACUGCAAAACUAACUAUACUCUACACUACCAGAAGACAGCUGGAUCAAAAAAAGGCACAUGUUUCCCACACAACUUCAGAGUCGACCCAGAGGGGGGGGGCUUAUCAGCGCAUUGCAUCUGCUGCUUUGCGGUUCCAGGUUUUGAUUCCACUGAUGAAUACAAAGUGGAAAUUUGUUCAGAUGGCAGAGCAGUGUUGAACAGUACCAUCCACGUUGCUGAAACAAUAAAAACGGCAGCUCCACAUAUCCUUUCAGUUGUGGAAGACGAAGAUAAAAAAGUAACCCUCUUGUGGAACAGCAGGUACUCAAAAAACGAAUCCCUGCAAGAGCUUCUGAUGUUUCAAGUCAUGUACAGAAAGAGAGACAGUCUGACAGAGGAAUUUGAAACAAUAGAGGAACGAGGUGCUGAGAAAUAUAAAAUACCCGGGCUGUCACUAGAAACUAGAAACCAGUAUAUCUUCAGAGUACGUGCAAAGCUGGAGGUGUUUAAUGCCACUUGGAGUGACUGGAGCCCUGAUGUCAUAAAGCCCAAAGGGAAUCUAAUCUGUUACAAUGACUACAUUGAUGAAAUGGUCUGUGUCUGGAACACUAGCAUGCAAAUAAACUGCAGUGGGGAGUAUACUCUAUCCUUUACAAGACUGAGACUCCCAUUCAAAAAUGAUUCAUGUGUCCUAAGGAACAUUGGUGCAGAACCAAACUCUUUAUCCACACGCUGCGAAUGCAAAAUGCCCAAACUUGCAGAUGGAUUUGUAAUCAAUGACAUGUACAUUGUAGAAGUCUGGCAUCAAGAGAAUGCUAUACUCCUAACACACAUCUUGCCAAGUGAAACCAUCAAACCAAGAGCUCCUCACAAUCUAUCUGUUUCACUGAGUGAAAAAAGUAACUUCAACCUUACUUGGAAAAUAAAUUCAAAUUUCAAUGAAAAAAUGGAUUUUCAAGUCAGCCUCAGAAAGAAGGAGGAAUCAGACGAGAAAGCGGAACUAAGGAAUGUCUCGGAUAUGUCCCUGGAGAUAAUAAGAAGUUAUUUAGACCCUGGACAUACUUACGUGGUAAAAGUCCGGUCAUUUUCCAAAGAAUAUAACUCCCAGUACAGUGACUGGAGCCCGGAGGUCGAAUGGCAAAACUAUCACAUGGCAACAUUUGACUCAGUGAAGAUAGCUAUCCCUAUAGUUUGUGUAUCUCUCCUGGUGAUCAUCGUCUCCUGUUAUCUAUGCACCCGCAUAGCCAAGGUUAAACUGUGUGACAAUAAGAUACCUAAUCCAGCAAAAAGUAUCCUGACCUUUCAUUCUCAGAAAUCCCAGUUGUUAUUUUUGCCCAGCACGUUCCAGGAAACCAUCAGCUCACUGGAGAUUGAAGGAGGGGCAAAUGGAAAACCCAUUGUAAAGCCAUGGGUCCAUUUAUUUAAUCUAAACCUCCUGCGUGAGAAAAGCGCUCCAGAUUGCCAUGGUUUUGAUGAACACGACCAGGCCAGCAUCUUCAUACAGCAGGCAGCUAGAGAACAGCAUGAGGCAGUUGAGACCGCUCCGGAAUAUCAAGGCUGUCCCUUUUCCUGUGAUGCCGAUGGCUACUACCCUAGCAGCAUCAACACAUACACCUUAACCCUCAACAGGAGACAGCUGUUGGGCUUUGAAUCUUUAAUGCAGGGUUUCCAAGCGGGUGCUGCGGGCAGCAAUGUGAAAAUAGACACACAAGCCGGCUAUACCAGCGUUGACAAUCACGCACCAAUGGAGAGUAAAAACAGCUCGGUGGACCUUGACAGUGACGAGCAAGGCUCGCCGUCGGCAGGUUUAACCGCUUACGGGCGGAGAGAAAGUCUUGUUAAAGAUUGGUGGGGCUCGGAGGAAUCCUUCAAUUCUUGCGAAUCGGGGUAUAAAAGUACUCCUUAUUCGUGGGUAUCUGUUAAGCAAGAUGCCGCUUCACAGAAAGCAAGCUCUCUGGGUUUGGUUUUAAAUGCAAUCCCUCUUGAGUGUCCACACCUAAACAGAACCAGACCUAAGUCGAACGAUUCUGCGAUAUGCUGUGACCUCAGCUACAGGACCCUUGAGAGUCUGGUAGAUGAACCCGCUCCUGAUCAGAGUGCAGAUAAUGCUACCGUGCAGCAGCUUCCAAACCACAAGUCCCAUUUAACAUCUCCAGUCCCACCUGCCUUUCACACAGCCCCCGUGAAGGACUCUGUGCAGUUAUCCGCCCCGGCUGUCACGAACAUUUAUGAAUACCAGCCGUUCGAGAGCUGCUUGGCCCGUCCUCUCCCAAAUCAAAACUCACGGCUGCCCGCUUCAGUUUCUCGGCUCGGUGACGGUCUGUCGGUAACGUAUUCUGGUCCGUUGAACAAAGAGGCCUGGGAACCAGUUAACGGUAGACUGUCAUCACCAGGAACUGUGGAAGUGAUUGAUGGCUACCAGAGUUACGAUUCCCUUGCAGGAAUCACGCAGAGCGCAUUCAGCAGGGCCCCUGCAGCUGAACACCGGCAGAUUCAGAACUCCACAGAUCAGGGGUCGUCUGCUGACAGUCCUGUUUGUUGCGAUGAAGCCUACAAAUCUGUUCAAAUCCUGCUUGAAAUGACUGUGAGAGAGCUGCCUUUCGUCAAAACAACGGAGCAGGAUGGGAAUGUGGAGGAUCAAGAAGUUGAUAGUUUCCCGAUCCUAGACUUCACAGCAUCGAACUCGUGUGUCUCAGAGUGCCAGACCAUACAAAGUACGGGUGCUAAGGGCGACGCUAUACAAGCGCUUUCAGACUUGGAGCCUGGCAACUCAGAGAUGAUGCCACUCAUUGUGCAUUCCAGUUCUAACAGUUUCUCCGCACACACCCCUGCACAUGACAUUAGCGAAACUGUUUCACAUGCAUCCCAUCUUCCAUGUGCUCAUGAGUAUCACAGUGUAACAAACCCAGCAAAAGAACACUGCAGAGGAACAUGAUGCUUAAAGGUUAACGAGGGCAUUGCUAGGCAAACCUAACAAGAGGUCUUGUGCUGUCAGUCCAUACUGGUAUGGAUCAUGUUAACUGUAAAAGAAUAUUUCUUACUCUGAUUCUGCACCUCCCCACAGUGAUGAAGGAUGUAUGCGAAAUCGCAGUUUGAAUCAAGUUGAAUGAAAGGCAAUCCCUAAACACACUUCACCCAGUGAUUUAAAGCAGAAGCAAGCGGCACUUUGCUGGAGAAACACUCAGCCUGGUUGAGAUUAGAUGGUAAAUAGAUAUGUCUUAAUGCCUUAAAGGAUGCUGUGUGGUCCAGUGGUUGAAGUCCAGGGCUUGAAACCAGGUCACCGGUUCAAAUCCCACCACUGCCACUGACUGACUCACUGUGAACCUGAGAAAGUCACUCCAUCCUGCGCAUGAGAUGUUAAAUCAAUGUCCUAUUUUAAGUAACAGUUCACUGCCAACCUCUGUAAAGCGCUGUUAUGGUGGUACACUAUGAAAGGUGAUAUAUAUAUUAACUGAUAAAGAGUUUUAUAAUUAGAGAGUAAGUAGCUUUUUAUUUAUUUAUUUUUAUUUUUUUACGCUCCCCACUUUUAACGUGUUUGUAAUCAUUCUGGGCUCUGGAAAGGCUGUUCAGUCCCCGGUGCUUCGGAUUCAGAGCUCAAAGAGAGUUCAGCUACAGGUACAAGUAGAUUUAAAGAAUCAUACCUCAAUCUGGGAGCUGCAGAGCCACUCGGAAUGGUUGCAAACAUCGUACAAAUAGCAAGAGAAAUUUAAAAAAAGCAAUUAUAAUGGAAUUUAAAGCGUCUUACUUUUAUUAAAAACGAACGAGCAUGCACAGUUUAAACCACACAGCUCUGUACACAAACCUGGUGGCCAAUAUUGUUGUGAUUUUUUUUACUUGCCAAUGUAUAUUGGUUUUUUUUUCAGAAUAUUUGUAUAUUUAUCUGUGUUUUAUACUCUUUUGGGGGUAAUAUGUGUCUUUAGCCUGCCAGUUUUAAUGGAUAUCUUUAGGACAUUAUUAUGUCAGGUAAAAUAAAGCUAAACUACCAUGCUUGUACAGUACCGUAUCAGUGAUUUGCAGGUUAUGUAUAUAAUCAGUUAUUCCACUGUUAGGUCACAUCGACAGUAAAUUGUCUGUAAUAUUUUUUUUUUUCCUGCACAAGGACUCUUCAAUAUUUCAUGAUUUGUUUCAUGAGUCAGACAGUGAAAGAAAGAGGGAGAGAGACACUGUACUAUCAGAUUCCAUCAAUAAAUAGAAAGCUUGGUGCCAAUCAGGCAUUUCUUUC
Messenger RNA from Acipenser ruthenus (sterlet), 5335 nucleotides. RefSeq lists its product as uncharacterized. NCBI's taxonomy places the organism in Eukaryota, Metazoa, Chordata, Actinopteri, Acipenseriformes, Acipenseridae. The record is from RefSeq and is a predicted model, not a curated record. Gene Ontology annotation, cellular component: external side of plasma membrane; membrane. The transcript has 14 exons. Gene Ontology annotation, biological process: production of molecular mediator involved in inflammatory response; cytokine-mediated signaling pathway. Bases 983 to 4048 code for a protein of 1021 amino acids. Gene Ontology annotation, molecular function: cytokine receptor activity; protein binding.